Molecule: messenger RNA, 4032 nt
Organism: Corythoichthys intestinalis (scribbled pipefish)
Lineage: Eukaryota; Metazoa; Chordata; Actinopteri; Syngnathiformes; Syngnathidae
Gene: manbal
Product: mannosidase beta like
Exons: 3
Coding region: 2093-2353 (86 amino acids)
Cellular component (GO): membrane
Source: RefSeq, a predicted model, not a curated record
CAGGGGCAUAAAAUACCGCGUGUAUUAUGAAAUAAACAUGCUUUUUCGUGUCACAGGCACUUUAAAUGACUUCCACACAUAGCAAAGGUUACUAUCUAGUUAUCGCAAUAUCCGCAAUACCCCUGUGUCUAGUCAGGUUUAGAGUAAAGAAUUGGGCUCUUUUUUUUGGACAAUAUUCCAUCAGCUUUAGAAAAUAUUCUUUCACAAGGCACAGAUGAAGCUGGGGUGCAGAGUAAUGCGAGUGGCAGUUUAUAUAAAUUUGGGUAGGUAUUUUAUAUGUGUCCCUCAGUAUACUAAUGGAUUGUUCAUUCUGUCGAUGUUUGGUUCAGAUAGGUACUUUUGGGCCUCCAGGGUUGCAUCAGCAAGGGUGUUUGGGGAUUAAUAAAGUUUUUCUCCCUUACCUUAUUGGAAGCAAUCAAAUCGUAAUGUUCCCAAACAGGCGAGGAUCGCCUUUUUCGCGCAGGUUCCAUCGCAAGCAACGGACAAGGCUUGAAAAAUGGAUUGGACAAGUUGCACUGUUGCGCACAGGUGUAACAAGUAUAGGAGCCCGAAAUCCACAAAAUGUGAGAUAACAGGCGAUCGCCAUUGCGUUUUGCAACCAAUUUAUACCGUAGUCUGUACUGUGUUUGCAAUGCGCGAUAAACGUCGGACCAUUCCCUAAGCAUGAAAGAGAUUCAGCCGGCCGGCAAGGCUUUACACGCCACAAAUUCCGGGUUUUGCCGAAAUGACGCGCGCCUCGAUACAUGCUUUGUGGAAACGCCCCUCCCAUUACUCGACACAAGCUUCGGAACCUCGGCCCAUUUCGUCCCAUCACUACUGUAAUCUUCAGAUUGGAUAUUACUUUCUUCAGAGAUUCUUUCUCCAUUCGAGGUUCUCCCGCGAUUAUCUUCUUGAAGUUCUUCUUCUGUCACAACAAGGAUGUUUAUGCAGCGAAUAGGGUUACAGUGGUGAGUAGCGCCAUCUACUGUCAGAGAGUUAGAAAAAGAAACGAACGAGUCUCGGCCCAAAAUCAGAUCGGUGUUUUUUUUUGCAUGAGAAAUUGGAUGUGUGGCGUGUGUGCGUGAGAAAACGGGCAAUUGCGUGUGUCUCACGCUCAAAGCGUGAAAGUUGGCAGCUAUGCAUUCGUUUGGAUUGUUUAUCCAGCUAUCAAGUGCAACUUUGUAUGGGCAGAUUUGCAAGCCAAUAAACGCUAAUUUUAAGUUGUAUCGCCUCCUCGCGUCUUUCGGCAGUGACUCGUGAUAAUAAUGUCAUGUUUAAGACGUUUUUAUGGAAAAAAGACGCAAAACACAGCUGAAAUAUAUGAAUUUCAGACAACGUUUGUAUACUGAUGUUUACCUGUGCGUGCCCCCAUCUCAAAAUGGCGACACGUUGCUAUGCAAGAUGACGUAAUCGUGACAUCACGCCGACUGCGAGAAUUCAGUUAAGGGUCAAGGUGAACAUUUGCAGAAGAGUCAUUUGUGCUUCGUGCAACUAAUGGUGCCCAUGUAGAAGUGUAUUAAAAGAGGUAAAAAAAUUAAAAAAAAAUUAAAAAACUUCAAUAAACGCUGAAUACAAUAGAACAAAUCUGAAUAAAAUAUCUCAUCAAUUGCAUUUUUAAUAAAUUUUUGAAAUGGUAAAGAGACUUUAUGGACACCCUUACAUACCUGAGUGAUUUCGUCAAUACAUUGGUCUGGUUCAAACGUCACUGUGAGCAAUUGCAAAUAUAUUCCAUGCUACUAAGCUCUCGCUGAAAGUACAAUUAAAUACAGCAGGAUUACGCAACACAGAAUUCAAAUACGUACAGUAAUAAUAAUCCAUAACACACAGGGAAAUGGGGACAUGGGGGGAAUAGUUCCAUGCUCACUAUUCGCCGUUAGAGGCCGACAUUUGCAAACUCAACGGCAACCGAAUGCGAUUAGUCCACUAGGUACCGGAAGUACUUUAGGAGCAAAUCGUCAUUUCCGGUUAGAGGAUUGUUAUUCGUUCGUCUAUAGGCCAUCUUUCAAAAAUAUUCUGCGUGUUCUACGAGUUUUAGCUGCCCCAGGUUUGCAUCCACGAACUUGUUUGGGGAAAAUAACAAUAUUUACAGUUCUGGUUCCAGAAAGCAGCAAAAAUGUCUGCAGAUAUGGACUUGUCUCCCCCGGAAGUUCCUGAACCAACUUUUCUUGAAAGCCUGCUCCGCUACGGCCUCUUUCUUGGUGCCAUCUUCCAGCUCAUUUGCAUUCUGGCAAUCAUCGUGCCCACCUCUAAAGGGCACGAAAAGGAGGAGACCGAGUCCACUAACGGCAAGGCAGCGGACCAUUCGAAGAAACCCAAAGCGUCAGUGCCUCAAAUUAGACCAAAAUCUAAAAAGGAAAGCAAAAAGAAGCGAUAACUAUGCGUCAUCACAGAACUUUGUGUGUCAUUUUUUUAGUCUGUAUUUCUCUUCUUUGCCACUCCUACAAAAACGUCAGUUACUAAAAUUGACAAUGGCUUUUGUCUGAAUAAGCAACGACCAUUUCUAGUUUUUUUCUAUCACUUUGUUUUUUAAAACAAAUAAUAAACUUUGUAGCAAACAUCAAAGAUAAACGUCCUUACUCAUUUUACUGCAAUUUUGAUUAUGUAAUGUCCUGACUUGUCGUAAUAGCUGUGUCCCAAUACACGAGACACCCACAGAGACACGUAUAAGAAAACUGAAAAUUCUCAUGACAGUAUUGGGUACAAUCUAUGGAAAAGUAACGUUGAUGUCAAAACCCUGGAGUGAAGAAUCAAGACACAGCUAUUGACUAAUUUUGAAUGGCGUAACGUCCUGAUUAGCUUUGUCGUUGUAAUAGAUUACAGCACGUCAGUUAUUGUUAAUCACACAUUUUGUUGCAGUAAGUGUGUAAAAACGGGUUUUUCUUGCAUUUGUACAUAUUGUUGAGUGUUUUUUGUGAGGUACUUUGUACAACAAAGCGACUUGCAGUCAUUGCAAGGUGGAGAUAACUGCAUCGGGAGGGAAUAUGACUGCGCUGUCCUCACAGAGAGGCUAAGGCUCAGUCCUGGCUAUACAGCUAGCUAAACUCCCAAAUGACGAUGCAGAAGACCUUGGUAUAACUUGCUGACUUUAUUCAACCAUCACUUGAAGAGUGAAACUAAGAAUAGAAAUGAAACAAAUCAAUUUCAUCCCCAAUAACAAACAGGUUUGCAUCAACGUAAAUCAGCGAUGAUUAGCUGCUAAUAACAGUAAUAACAAAUGGUUAGCAUUCGUUCGCUAGCAUUAGCACAUCAUUCAAACCACUACACAACUGGAUUUAAGUGUCCGAUCGCGAGUGGAAACACAAUAACAACAACACAAAAGAUGAUACAUACAGGCGUUGCCUCUGUAGAUAUUAACAUUAACAAAGAACAUAGGCUCGUAGAAGUGUUUCCCUCUCUCUUUAACUCGCUCACUCACUUGGAUGCGGCAUUUCUUCUUCGGGUGUAAGUGCGCUGUUCUUCACGGGAGCGUGUUCUUCUUCGCGUGAGGAAGCGCAAGGGCGCCCCCACUUGAGCGUGUAAGCGCCACAAAAACUAAAAGGCAUGCAUUUCAAUGUAAUGGUAAAUAAUACGCGUUAACCCAGUAGUCCCCAAACUGCGGCCCGCGGCCCAAAUACGGCCCGCGGCCCAAAUACGGCCCGCCUCCACAUUUGGUCCGGCCAUUUUGAUUUUUUUUUUUUUUUUUCUCAAUCGUGUUAUUUAUUUCCUGGCCUUUUCCUUGAAGAAUUCAGAGAGGGUUAUUUGGUUGUUAUCUAUUUAAUUAAUAGUGUUUUAAUUAUUAUUAUUAUUAUAUUAUAUUAUUAUUUUUAUUUUGUUUACUUUCAUUCCGUGAAGAAUCCAGAAAGGGUUAUUUGAUUUUGGCUUUCUGAAAAACAAUAAUUUUUUACAUUUAUGCAUUUCUGCAAUCGUCACACUUUUUCUGUUACAAACUGACCCCGGCCCCUCAUCAGAGAAGGGAAAAGUUAUGUGGCCCUCACAGGAAAAAGUUUGGGGGCCCCAGCUUUAACACAUAUUGCCAAAGGCAGAACAACAACCUAUCUGCCAAUAUAUACCAAU